Messenger RNA from Solanum dulcamara, 1521 nucleotides. Its product is annotated as nuatigenin 3-beta-glucosyltransferase-like. Gene Ontology annotation, molecular function: UDP-glycosyltransferase activity. The transcript has a single exon. The record is from RefSeq and is a predicted model, not a curated record. Lineage: Eukaryota; Viridiplantae; Streptophyta; Magnoliopsida; Solanales; Solanaceae. The coding region runs from base 29 to 1495 and encodes 488 amino acids.
AGUUUCCAUCCCUUCUUGAAGUUUUGUCAUGGCAAAAAUAAAUGGUGAAGUACUCCAUGUAGUUUUUGUUCCAUACUUUACACCAAGUCAUAUGAUCCCCUUAGUUGAUAUAGCAAGACUUUUUUCUAGUCAUGGUGUUAAAGUCAGUAUUAUCACCACCCCCUACAACGCCCUCCUUUUCGAGUCCUCAAUCGAUCAUGACACUGAUUUAGGCCACAAAAUAUUCGUCCACAAACUCAAAUUCCCAUCAGCUGAAGUAGGCAUACCAGAAGGGAUCGAAAAUUUCAGUGUGGUCACUAGCAAAGAAAUGGCUCUAGGUGUAUAUAUGGGAAUUCCACUGCUUCAAAAACCUAUGGAAAGUCUUAUUUUCGAGCUUCGUCCUCAUUGCAUUGUUUCAGACAUGUUUUUCCCAUGGACUGUGGAUGUAGCAGAGCAAUUGAAGAUUCCUAGACUUAUGUUUUAUCCGACUAAUGUUUUGUUCCAUUGUGUGGAACAUUGUUUGAAGUUGUAUACACCUCAUGAGAAGGUAAGUUCGGAUUCAGAAAGUUUCAAGGUUCCGGGAUUACCAGAUCAGAUUGAAAUGAAAAGAUCUCAAUUGCCGGAGAAUAUUAAAACCAAAUCUGAAGGACCAUACUGGGAAAUGAUGAAGAGGAUUAAGGAAUCAGAACCUCGGAGCUAUGCUAUGAUUCACGACGCUAUCUAUGAACUAGAGUUGAGUUAUGCUGAGCUUUAUCAAAAAAUCAAAGGUAAAAAACCGUGGCUAAUUGGUCCUUUGUUUCAUUUUUCCAAGAGGGAAGAGGCAAACAAUUCGAGAAAUAGUCCAGAUCAAGAGCGACACAACUGCUUGAGUUGGCUUGAUUCUCAAGAACCAAACUCUGUUGUGUACAUUUGUUUUGGAAGUAUGGCGAGGUUUUCUGAUGCUCAGCUCACUGAAAUUGCCUUGGCUCUUGAGGCCUCGGAUUCACCCUUCCUUUGGGUGGUAAGAAAGGUUGACAAUGAACAAGAAAGCUGGAUGCCUACUGGCUUUGAGGAAAAAAUGCUUACAAACAACAAAGGUUUGAUAGUCAGAGGAUGGGUGCCACAGCUGAAGAUCUUGAAUCAUCCAGCAACCGGAGCGUUCAUGACUCAUUGUGGCUGGAACUCCACUCUGGAAUCUCUUACAGCCGGAGUGCCAAUGCUGACAUGGCCAUUGUUCGCGGAGCAGUUCUACAAUGAGAAGCUGGUGGAGGUUCUUGGAUGCGGGGUUGGAGUUGGGGCAGAGGUGUGGCACAAUUCAUUCGACAUCAAGGAUACGAUUGUCAACAAGGAAAAGAUAGAGGCGAGUUUGAAAAUGUUGAUGAACAUCUCCAGGGUAAGUGAAAAGAUCAGAAGUAGAGCAAUAGACGUCGAAGCAAUGAUUAAGAGGGCUGUGGAGAAAGGAGGCUCUUCUCAUAAUCAUCUAACUGCAUUAAUACAGGAGAUCAAGUGUCAUGUUUUUGGCAUAUCAGAAGAGUAAUCAGAAAUUUAAUGUCCUCCCGAGCU